This is a messenger RNA of Eimeria maxima, 2697 nucleotides long. RefSeq lists its product as hypothetical. NCBI's taxonomy places the organism in Eukaryota, Apicomplexa, Conoidasida, Eucoccidiorida, Eimeriidae. The transcript is spliced from 4 exons. Bases 1 to 2697 code for a protein of 898 amino acids. The record is from RefSeq and is a predicted model, not a curated record.
AUGAGAUCCGAGGAAAAAAAAAACUUGAGUGAUCGCGUCGAUCGAGAACGGGGAAAGUUGCCGUUGGGCCGAAAUGAGCCCCGUAAGGAGAGGCCGGAAACAGGCACAACUCGCUUUGACGCGAGUCCGGAAAGACCGUGGAGCAGCAAAUCACAACGAGAUAUACCGAGCAUAUCUUGUUUCAAGAGAGGAGCGGCACAGCAUGCAGCGAUGCUCAAUGGAUCUAGGAAGUCGCGCAGUGAUAAGUUCGAAUCUCGGUUCACUUUUGCGCACAGCGAUCCCAAAUACUAUAGUGAAUUGCCCGCCCAGCCUGCCACAGGAUGGUGGAAAGCGCUUAUAGCCUGCCGACGUCAAUCUCCAGCAUUUUUAGACCGGUUAUGCAAAAAUCUUGACGUAUUGCUUCCCGACACACUGUACUCAACGUCUACAGAGUGUUAUUAUAUAACAAACAAUCCCCAAGCCCUCAAAUCGGACAACUCUUUCUCCCAGCAGCUAUCACUUCCCGAAGCAGCCUGUAAUGGGUGGAUAAUAAAAGAAGACUUCUCUGCUUCUAAGCUCUUCGAGAAGAAUGCGGCACUGUAUUUGGCCUCCGCUGGGUUCCCUGGUGGCAAAAUGCGGCUGCGGUCUAGUCCCAAACUGCAACGCAUUGACCAGAGGCGCACUAUCGAAACUGUCAUGGCCGCACCGGCGGCUCUAGUUAAGCAGCCUCACUACGCAGCAGCAAACAAAAAUAUCACGAAAGCACUCGAUCUUCCCAGCACAAGUUCUCUUCUAGCAGACUCCUCAUCGGAGCGUCUAGUGCAAGAUCGUGCGUGGUUCCUGAAGGUCUUUGUUCAUGGAAAGAAACAUUCGCGAUGCCAGUUGACGAGGGCAGCUUGGCGCGCAGGCAGCAUGCCUGUCGGUUUCACUUUGGUCAACAAGCUGACUCCGGAAGAGGGUCGGGCCGCCAACUUAGACAUCACUGGACAGUUCUGUGUCAGCUGCGAUAAUGCAUUUCCUGUUCGAAGGCCACGGGAUGCCGACUAUUACUAUAAUGAGGAAGACACAAAUGCUGAUCCAUCAAAACAAGCGGUCGGUGGCCCCAACAGCACAUUUGACGUAUUUACCUUAUCUGGGGCAAGCCUUGCUGAAGCAUCUGAGAUUGCCCGGAAACUAACGCUACUGACUCAGACGCUCUUCAAGGUGUGGUUGGAAGCAUUAGUUGUGGACCUCAUCAAGGCAUGGAACGGCAAAAUGUACUUCUUGCAGGUGAAAUCCUUCACAUUGAGACAGUCUGGCCCUCGCGUAGAUUCUGCGCUGAAGUUGGACGCCACCAAGAGGGAUGAUGAUGAUGAACCCGAUGAUGGGGCCUUGAAAGCUAGUGCUGCUUUGCUCCGGAGGCAGCAAGCUUCCCUAGCGCAGCCAUCCGUCUGCGCAAUGUGUGGACUAAGCCGGAGCAAAAAGUCGCUUAACCGCAUGCUAAAUCACCGAAUGAUGCUGGAAGCUCAGCACCACAUGCGCAAGAGGGGAGUUGAAGUACUGUUUUUCCACCAGGCUAGAAAACAGCAGCUCUCAGCCGAGUCUCCCGUUUGCGGCACUUGCUACUCACUGUACUUAGCCGAAAAAGAGCUAAUCCAGCUCGAAGCAGAACUGGCAAGGGAGACUGGCCAGCAAAUCAGUGCAGAUGCUGGGAAGCUCUGUUUUGUGACCGGCAUUCUCGACGCAGUUCAGGGGAGCUUCUUAAUGAAAGACCCCAUUCUGCUAGAACUGCUUCAAGCCUUUGACAACUCCUGUCAGAACACGGAGGGAGCUGCCACAGGGGGUGGGCAAGUUGAUGAGCUCACUGAAGACGCGCCAGACUGCUCAAAUGAGGACAAUAUCCUUGUAACUCUACAGAAACACAGAAGCGGCGCUGAGAAUGAUGCCCUUCAGCAACGACAAGAUUCUGAUGUUCCGUUAACCAAAGAUGCCCAAGGGGGGCUAAUUAUGUUCCGUGGAGGCGAAGCUAUCCAGACAGCGCCGCCUCCUCAACCCUACGACAUUUCGCUCCCGGCAGCAUUACAUCAAUGGCGUCUCAUGCUGUUCCUAGAUUCGCUUCAGGACCCCCCCCCAUCGCAUGGCUCAGGAAAGCAGAAGAACUACUUGUUGCAGCUGGGGCUCUUUGGAAGCACAUCGCCCGUGCACCUGCCUGGCCCAGAUGAUAAGGGAGUCGUGCGGAUCCGUCGAAUGCUGAUAUUUUACCUUUUUUCCAGAACUCCGAUAGUAACGGAGGCAUUCAAGGAAGAAUUGCACUUUUCUUUGCGUUCUGGCUCUAGCGCUAACCCCAUGAGUCAUCCCCCAAAGGCCACGGAAGCCAGGGCGAAGUCAGCUGGAGCCCAGCGGCCAUCUGUGUCCCAAAUGACAACGAAAAGCAGAUGGUUAUGUGGUGAUGCUUCGGAAUCUUACGAACAGCUCGCCGCUGUGGGCAGUUGCUCUCUGGGUCGGCUUGCGGGGAAAAGGAGUGUCAAGAAUCAGACUUGUGUUCUGCUUUUCGACGGGAGCACCGGCAAGUGCAGACUCGGCAUUACAUUGGGCCUGCACAGGGAUAUGCAGGUCCCGACUCAGUAUGUCUCUGUAAUUCCAUUUCGUGAUGCAUUCCUAUCCCGAACUCCGUACUGUUGUUCCUGCCCCCUCCCAACAGAGUGGCUAGACUGCUUCAUGGCAGCAUCAGAAUCGUGA